AUGAGAAGAGGAAACAUUUCUCCUGCCUUCUGGUUCCUGUGGCUGCUUCUCUUUGGACUUCUGGGACCCAGCUCUGAGAAUACCACAGACUUCACAAAAGGCUCUGACACCACCACAGCCUCCAUCACAGGCUCUGAGACCACCACGGCCUCCACCAUGGCCUCUACUAUGGCCUUAACUGCAGGCUCUAAGAUCACCACAGACUCUACCACAGGCUCUGAGACCAACACGGCCUCCACCACAGACUCAGGGACUACUAUAGCCUCCACUAGGACCUUCACCCCAGGCUCUGACACAACCACAGCCUCCACUGCAGGCUCUGAAACUAUCAUGGCCUCCACCGCAGUCUCUGAGACCACAACAUCCUCUACUAUAGCCUCUCCUACAGUCCUUGAGACUACCAUGGCCUCCAGCACAACCUCCACUGCAGGCGCUGAGACAACGAUGGCCUCCACCAUAACUUCUGAAACCACCAUGGCCUCCACCACAAGUUCUGAGACUGCCACAGUCUCUACCACAGGCUCUGAGACCACCACCACGUCCACUGCAGGCUCUGAGGCCACUAAAGUCUCUACCACAGGCUCUGAAACCACCACAGCAUCUACUGCAGGUUCUGAGACCACCUCCUCCACCUUCAUGGCAGGCUCUGAGGCCACCACAACCUCAACUGCAGACUCCAAGGUGAUCACGGCAUCCAGCAUGAGCUCUGAGACCACUAUGGCCUCCACUGCAGGCUCUAACACCACCACAGCCUCUAUCACAGGCUCUGAGACCACUAAAGUCCCUAUUAAAGCCUCUGAGACCACUACAGCCUCUACAGCAGGUUCUGAGACCACCAACUCCAUCCCCACAGGCUCUCAGACCACUAUAGUCUCUAUUUCAGGUUCUGAGAUCACCACCACCUCCACAGCAGGAUCUGAGACUACCACAGUCUCUAGUGCAGGCUCUGAGACAACCAUCAUCUUCACUGAAGGCUCUGAGACCACUACAGUCUCUACCACAGGCGCUGAGACCACCAUGGUCUCCACCAUGGGCUCAGAGAUCACCACAAACUCUACCGCAAGCUCUGAGACCACUACAGUCUCCACCGUGGGCUCUGAGACCACCACAACUUCUACUGCAGGCUCUGAGAUCACCACAGUCUCCACCAUGGGCUCUGAGACCACCACAACUUCUACUGCAGGCUCUGAGACCACCACAGUCUCCACCAUGGGCUCUGAGACCACCAUAACCUCUACUUCAGGCUCUGAGACCACCAUGGUCUCAACUUCAGGCUCUGGAACCACCAUGGCUUCUACCACAGGCUCUGAGACCACCACCGCCUCUACUGCAGAUUCUGAGACCACUGCAGCCUCUACUACAGGCUCUGAGACCACCAUGGCAUCCAUCAUGAGCUCUGAGACCACUGCAGCCUCUACCAGAGGCUCUGAGACCACCAAGAUCUCCAGUGCAAGCUCUGAGAUGACCACAGUCUUCACUGCAGGCUCAGAGACCAUCACAGCCUCUACCAUGGGCUCUGAGACAACCAUAGCAUCCACCAUAAACUUUGAGACCACUGUAGUCUCUACCAUAGGCUCUGAGACUACCACAGCCUCUACUGCAGACUCUGAGACCACAACAGCCUCUACUGCACAUUCUGAGACCACUGCAGCCUCCACCAUGGGCUCUGAGACCACCACAGUCUCAGCCGCAGGCACUGAGACCACAGUCUCCAUUGCAGGCUCUGAGACCACUGCAGCCUCUGCUAAAGAUUCUGAAACGAACAUAGCAUCUACUGAAGAUUCUGAGAGUACCUCAGCCUCUACUACAGGGUUUGAGACAACCACAGCCUCUACUACAGGCUCUGAGACCACUAUGACAUCCACCAUGGGCUCUGAGACCACUAUGGCCUCUACCAUAGGCCCUGAGACCACCAAGGUUUCCACUGCAAGCUCUGAGAUGAUCACAUUCUCUGCUGAAGGCUCUCAGACUACCACAGCCUCUACCAUAGGCUCUGGGACCACCACAGACUCUAAUACCAGCCCUGAGACCACCACAGCCUCCACCAUGGGCUCUGAGACCACCACAGAUUCUACCACGGGCUCUGAGACCACCACAGCCUCUACUGAAGGCUCUGAGACCACGACAGUCUCUGCCACAGGCUCUGAGACCACCACAGUCUCUACCACAGGCUCUGAGACCACUACAGUUUCAACCACAGGCUUGGAGACCACCGUCACUACCAUUGAAGGCUCUGAGAUGACUAUAGUCUCCACCACAGGUGCUGAGACCACCACAGCCUCUACUGAAGGUUCUGGGACCACUGCAGCCUCCACUGCAGGCUCUGAGACCACCACAGUCUCUACUGCAGAUUCUGAGAACACCACUGCAUCGACUGCAGAUUUUGAGACCACCAUGGCCUCUACUACAAGCUCUGAAACCACCACAGCCUCUACUGAAGGCUCUGAGACCACUACAGUCUCCACCACAGGCUUUGAGACCACCAUGGUCUCUACCACAGGCUCUGAGACUACCAUCACCUCUACUGAAGGCUCUGAGACUACUACAGUAUCUGCCACAGGCUCUGAGACCACCACAGUCUCUACUGAAGGCUCUGAGAACACUACACUCUCCACCACAGGCUCUGAGACCACUAAAGUUUCUAUGACUGGCUCAGAGACCACUACCACUUCUACUGAAAGCUCUGAGAUGACUACAGUCUCUAUCACAGGCUCUGAGAUAACUACAGUCUCCAUCACAGGCUCUGAGACCACCACAGCCUCUACUGAAGGCUCCGAGACCACCUCAACCUCUACUACAGGCUCUGAGACCACCACAUCCUCUACUACAAGCUCUGAGACCACUAUGGCAUCCACCAUGGGCUCUGAGACCAUUAUGGCCUCUACCAUAGGCUCUGAGACCACCAAGGUCUCCACUGCAAGCUCUAAAAUGACCACAGUCUUCACCAAAAACUCUGAGACCACCAUAGCCUCUACCACAGACUCUGAGACCACCACAGUCUCCACUCCAGGCUUUGAGACCAUCCCAGCCUCUACAGCAGGCUCUGAGACCACCAUCACCUCUACUGAAGGCUCUGAUGCCACUACAGUCUCUACCACAGGCUCUGAGACCACCACAGCCUCUACUGAAGGCUCUGAGACCACUACAGUCACUACCACAGGCUCUGAGACCCCAACAAUCUAUAACACAGGCUCUGAGACCACCACAGCCUCUACUGCAGGCUCUGAGACAACCACCACCUCUACUGAAGGCUCUGAGACCACCACAGCCUCUACUGAAGGCUCUGAGACCACUACAGUUUCUACCACAGGCUCUGAGACCACCACAGUCUCUGCUGAAGGCUCUGAGGCCACUACAGUCACUACUAUGGGCUCUGAGACCACCACGGCCUCUACUGCAGGCUCUGAGACCACCACAGAUUCUACCACAGGCUCUGAGACCACCACAGCCUCUACUGAAGGCUCUGAGACCACUACAGUCUCCACCACAGGCUUGGAGACCACCAUGGUCUGUACCACAGGCUCUGAGACUACCAUCACCCCUACUGAAGGUUCUGAGACCACCACAGUCACUACUGCAGGCUCUGAGUCCACAAUAGUCUAUACCACAGGCUCUGAGACUACCAUCACCUCUACUGAAGGCUCUGAGACUACCACAGUCUCUACCAUGGGCUCUGAGACCACCACAGCCUCUCCUGCAGGUUUGGAGACCACCACAGUCUCCACCAUAGGCCCUGGGACCACCACAGCCUCUACUGCAGGCUCUGAGAUCACAACAGUCUAUACCACAGGCUCUGAGACUACCACCACCUCUACUGAAGGCUCUGAGACCACUACAGUUUCUACCACAGGCUCUGAGACCACCACGACCUCUACCACAGGCUCUGUGAUGACUACAGUAUCUACCACAGUCUAUGAGACUACCAUGGUCUCUACCAUAGGCUCUGAGACCACCACAUCCUCUACUGCAGGCUCUGAUGCCACCACCACCUCUACUGAAGGCGCUGAGACCACCAUGGCCUCCACAGCAGGCUCUGAGAUCAGCACAGCCUGUACCACAGGUUCUGAGACCUCCACAUCCUCCAGUGCAGGCUCUAAGACCAACACUGCCUUCAUCAUAGGCUCUGAGACCAUCAUAGCUUCUACUGCAAGCUUUGAGCCCACUGCAACUUCCCUCACAGGCUCUGAGACCACCACAGUCUCUAUCACAGCUUCUGGGGCCACUGCAGCCUCCAUCACUGUCUCUGCCACCACUUUUGUAUCCACCAAGGCCACUGACGUUUCUAUUCAGCCCAUCACCAACACAGCUGUGUCAGGCACUAAGACCACUGGAACCAGACCCACCGCUUCCAGCUCUGUCACCAUGACCUCUGGAAUAGACUCCACGGCCUCUACUGCCAGCCAUAUUGUGCCAGGAAUAGUCCCAAACACCUCCGGCCUGGAUACAUCUACUAGGGGAGCAUCAUCUACCACCUCAGCCCCUGGCGACAGGACCACCACAGGAUCCACCCAUGAGCCAACUAGCAGCACCUCCCAGGAAACAGGCCUAGUGUCCACGGGCACAAACACAGUUAGCAUGAGCCACACGCCCACAAAUGUGAUCAAACCAAGUGGAUAUUUACAGCCCUGGGCUAUCAUCCUCAUUUCCCUGGCUGCAGUCGUGGCUGGUGUUGGAUUGUCAGUAGGACUGAGUUUUUGUCUGAGAGACCUUUUCUUUCCCCUGAGGAACUGUGUUUAUUACCCCCAUGGCCACAGCCAUGGCCUUGGUCUGGACCUGGACUUGGGCCUGGGCUCUGGGACAUUCCACAGCCUGGGAAAUGCUCUGGUUCAUGGAGGAGAACUUGAAAUGGGACAUGGAGGAACACGUGGCUUUGGACAUGGAGUGGGCCAUGGACUGAGCCACAUCCAUGGAGAUGGCUACGGAGUGAAUCAUAGCGGGCAUUAUGGACAUGGAGGAGUGGAUCACAGAGGAAGCCACCAAGAAGGCCAUGGCAGGACAAGAUGGCUGUGGCCAUAG
Messenger RNA from Rhinopithecus roxellana (golden snub-nosed monkey), 5016 nucleotides. RefSeq names its product mucin-22. The transcript has 5 exons. The record is from RefSeq and is a predicted model, not a curated record. NCBI's taxonomy places the organism in Eukaryota, Metazoa, Chordata, Mammalia, Primates, Cercopithecidae. The coding region runs from base 1 to 5016 and encodes 1671 amino acids.